Molecule: messenger RNA, 4556 nt
Organism: Oncorhynchus gorbuscha (pink salmon)
Lineage: Eukaryota; Metazoa; Chordata; Actinopteri; Salmoniformes; Salmonidae
Product: transcription initiation factor TFIID subunit 4-like
Exons: 17
Coding region: 1-2724 (907 amino acids)
Biological process (GO): transcription initiation at RNA polymerase II promoter; DNA-templated transcription
Cellular component (GO): transcription factor TFIID complex
Molecular function (GO): DNA binding; protein heterodimerization activity; RNA polymerase II general transcription initiation factor activity
Source: RefSeq, a predicted model, not a curated record
AUGGCGGCGGGCUCCGAUUUACUGGAUGAUGUUUUCUUCAACACAGAGGUGGACGAGAAAGUAGUUAGUGAUCUAGUUGGGUCUUUGGAGUCUGAGCUCACGGGAUCGGGUCGUGGAAAGUCUUCAGUUAGGGUCCAGGCUGCAGCAAAUCACAUUGACAACUCAGCUGUAGGUCGCAAUUCCAAUUUCCAGGACAGCGAAAUGGGACUUUCACAAGAGCUUGCUAAACCAGGGACUGGCGUGCCAGGGGGGGUCAUUAAUAGUAGGAGGUCCCAGGGUUCAACCAUGUAUGCUGCGGUCGGGACAACGGCGGUGGGAUCGAGCAUGACAGCCGGGCACAGUCCGAGCAAGACUGGGGCAGUCAGUGGUGUGAUAACGGAGGUUCCCGAUUACGGAGCUGGGACCAGAAAAACUGGGGCGGCUGGUGUACAAACCUUAAAUGGAAGGAGCGUUGCGAUAAACUCUCAUAAUUCAGGAAGUGUUGCUGCUUUGGUGAACUCGGCAAGCAGCACUGUGCCCGCCGUCGCGGUUGUCAACAACGGACCGAGCUCCGUAGUCAAAGGAAACUCUGAUACGAUCUGUCAACGUUGCCCACCCUGCAAGUUCAGAAGCCCAAAUCAACACAUUGGAGUCUCCAAAAAGACCAGACAAACGACUUCAGAAGUGACCGGCCCCUGUGUUAUAGGUAAAAGCCUGGUUUUGCAAAAUGUGAGGACCUCCAUCCCAUCGACCAUUGCAGCCUGUCCUGGUGGGAUAAAGGCGAUCGCGCCACAGGUGUUCUCCCCGAGACUUCCGCAACCCCAACAAAAUGCUUCAAACAUCCAAAACAUUCAGCUCCCUCCAGGCAUGGUGCUGGUACGCAGUGAGAGUGGGCAGCUUCUGAUGAUCCACCAGCAGACCCUGGCCCAGAUGCAAUCCCAGUCCCAGAGCGCCAUGACCCCACGGGCAGCCACCCCCACCAGCACUCCCCCUGUCCAGAUCACUUCUGUACAGGCUCCAGGGACGCCCAUGAUGUCCCGUCAGGUGACCCCCACCACCACCAUCACUAAGCAGGGCUCCACGGCCCAGACCACUGUCCAGGCCACCACCACCCUCCAGAGGCCUCCUGUACUACAACAGAACACCAUUAUGCUGGGUGGAGCGGCCGCCACCUCAGGUCAGGCUCCAGUGCAGCCUUGCUCGGCAGCAGUCACCCAUAGAGCAGGGACCCCUGGGACACCAGGUGCCCCCACGGUCGUUUCUACCAUGGAGAUCCUGGAGAAUGUGAAGAAGUGUAAGAACUUCCUGUCCACGCUGAUCAAACUGGCAUCCAGCGGGAAGCAGUCGUCUGAGACCACAGCCAACGUCAAGGAGUUAGUCAAGAGCCUGCUGGAGAGUAAGAUCGAAGCGGAGGACUUCACCAGUCGGUUAUACCGGGAGCUCAACUCCUCUCCUCAGCCAUAUCUCGUGCCUUUCCUCAAGAGGAGUCUUCCUGCACUGCGUCAAAUGACCCCAGACUCGGCAGCCUUCAUCCAGCAGAGCCAGCUGCCUCACACUGGCGCCCAGGCUGCUGCCCCCUCCAAGGCCUUGACUGCUGCGGUGCUGGGGGGCACGUCCACGGCACAGAACUCCCGUCUCAACAGUAGUAGCCCUGGGGCCAAGGGGACCAUGCACCAGUCUCCUGUCAUCAGCCUGGCCCAGACACCUCAUAGCAAGCCUGGCCUGAUGGUGCCUCAGCAGCAGGGGGCAAUGGGGAGGCCUCAGGUGACUCUGGCCCAGUCACCCAUGGUUACGCUCCGAGGCCAACCCCACAGUCACAUCAUCAUGGGGCAGCCGCAGGUGGUCAGACAGCUUCAGACAGUUCCUGUAGUGAAGCAGGCUCUAGCACCAGGAGCCAAGGUAACACUGGGGCCCCAGUCUAUGCUCUCUGUAGUACUGAAGAACAGGCAGAAGGAGGCAGGCGGAGGAACCUUCAAGGAUGAUGAUGAUAUAAAUGACGUGGCCUCUAUGGCUGGAGUCAACCUAUCAGAGGAGAGUGCCCGCAUUCUGGCAACCAACUCUGAGCUGGUCGGCAUGGUGACUCGCUCUUGUAAAGACGAGGCCUUCCUCUUCACCUCCUCACUAACCCAGAGAGUACAUGAGAUAGGCGGGAGGUUAGGGGUGACUGACCUGGGGCCGGAGGUGAUCAGCUACGUGUCCCAUGCAACACAGCAUCGGCUGCAGAACCUGCUGGAGAAAUUGACGGUGGUGGCGCAGCAGAAAAGCAUCACCUUCAAGGAGGAGGAUAAGUGUGAACAGGUGAGUGACGUGCGAGCACAGCUGAAGUUCUUUGAGCAGCUGGAUCAGAUGGAGAAACAGAGGAAGGAGGAGCAGGAGAGAGAGAUCCUGAUGAAGGCAGCUAAGUCUCGAUCACGACAAGAGGACCCAGAGCAGCUUCGGCUUAAACAGAAGGCUAAAGAGAUGCAGCAGCAGGAGCUGAAUCAGAUCAGGCAGACGGAGGCCAACAUGACGGCCCUGGCAGCCAUCGGCCCCAGGAAGAAAAGGAAAAUGAACUCCCCUGUCAGCGGAACCGGGGCUGAGGACAUGUGCUCUGGUCCCUCUCCGUCAGGUGGGUACAGUAGCGGAGGCUCCAGGCCUCAGCGCCAGCGCAUCACCCGGGUUAACCUCAGGGACCUGCUCUUCUGUCUGGAAAAUGAGCGGGACACCAGCCGCUCACACCUGCUCUAUAAAGGCCUCCUCAAAUAACACAGGGAGACCGGACAUGCCCAAUAAUGCUUUUCUAAGGGACAAGAAAUGAAUGAGACUAACCAAGUCACUCACCUCCCUAACAGACAGAGACCAGCCACUCCCUAUAGCACCUCCCCUAGAGACAAGAACAACCAAUAGCACCUCCCUCAAAGGGCAAGAUAGACCAGCUACCCUUGAUGGUACCGUCUCUUCUUCUGUGCUCUCCUAGAAUCAUGACCUCCUAGACUAGAGGAGAGACCAAUGACACCUGGAAAAUGAAUCAUCAGCUGAACCCUACACUCCCUCCUCAAGAGAGACCAGGCUGUUGCAGCUGUGAAACAAUGAGUUGUUGGGACUGACCUAUCAAACUAGCUCUUCUGGCCUUCUUCGCGAUUGCCUGAUCCCUCCUGAUGACCCAGUUGGACAUGACUUCAACAAGGCCACCAGGAGAGAUCUGCCAAUAAAGUUGGAAGUCCCACCUAGUUGACCACAUUAAAAUGGUGGAUGCCCCCAAUGGCGCUGCCUAUGCUAAUACGGCCUUUUGUCCACUAGAGGCCUCAAUCAUUCUCUAUGUUAGAGACCUGCUACUUGCAACCAGGUCCCUUCCCAUACACUCCUCUGGAGGGGAAAUGCUCUUAUUUGUGAGGUCUCCUUUGGGUCUGGAAAUAUCCUCAUGUUUUGCAGUAAGGACAUGCAUUAGCUUUUCCAUCCUUUAACCUCAUGCAAUAUAUGAUUAGACAUUCUUUAGAAAGAUCCCCAGCUAGGGGACUUUUUAACAUGUUUAACCAACAAAUGUAUAAACCUGCAGGAGUAACGUCAAAUACCUGACGAUACAGAGACUGUGCAUUUUGUUGAGGAGACGUUUUAUUUUUCCUAUUUUCUAGUCAUUCAUUCUCGUGCUCUUUUACGGACUGAGGAUUAUUUUAAUUUGACUGGUAUUCCUCUUCCACCGAGCUGCCUUGCAGCCAUAAUAAGCCAUAUUAAUCAUACAUCUCUAACUCUCCACCUCUGACAGAACUCCUUCUCAAUCAGUCAAUUUUCCACAGAGAUUUUAGACUCGUUUGAUUUCUGCUUUAGCGUCUCUUCCCAGGUGCUUGUGUGUUGGACUUUGUUUUUAGUCACUUAUAAUGAUUAUUUAUUUUGUCAGCAUGUCUGUUGAUAAUAAUUUUGUACAUGUAUAUGCCUACAUGAAAACAUACACACAAACACAUCCUAUGGAAGCAGUCGGUAAAUUGAAGUUUUUUAUCAGUAGACCGUGUGAAGAAAUUGAUAUACAAUAUAUAUAUAUAUUUUUUCAGAGGAGUAAUGUAAAACAAUUUACAUUAAUUAAUUGAUGCAACAAUGAAAAGUGAGACUGAUGCAAAGUUGGCAAUGGAUAGCGUUUAUGAUUGAAGGGAGGCCAUUACUAGCUGCCAUGGUGAUGUGGGAUGGAAUGCAGAAUAUGGUAUACAGAAAUCACCCCCCGAACGAUCCGUUUUUUAAUCAAGCAGUCGGUCAGAAGCAUACACCCACUUUCUGUGUAUUCUUUGUAUUUCUUAGCGCACAUACUAAUUGGUUGGUUGUUAAGCUUUUGGAUGGUAUUGAUGAAACCUUUGACUGUACAUAUUUUUCAAUACCGUAGCCCCUAGCAGCUGUUCCGCUUCUGUCCCUUUAUCCAUGUUCUAUCAGAGAACUGGUUUUAGUGAAAAACCUGAAGCAGAUUACUUCUUAUUAAGAUCUUGUACAUUUUGCACAGCCACUUGUUAAUAUGUAAAUAUUCUAAGUGAAAGAAUGUUUUUUUAAUUGCAAUUGUUUUAUAGAUGAUUGAGAGAGAAUGAUCUCCUUCAUUAAAAUGUAAAAUAGUGCCACAA